UAGUAGGCCGAGGGGGAGGAGCGGGUGGGCAGGAGGGGCAAGUCUGAGCAGAGCUCGGGGGUUGGCACCGCUUUGCGCACCCAUCCAAGCGGCAGUCGGCACUUGGCCCAGAAGCUCUCGUUGACCGCACUAGCUGCGUCUCCUGUGCUCCCUCGCCCUGAGCUCAUCUGCAGACGUCCUGGCGUCCGUACCCACCAUGCCUAGUCUUUGGGACCGUUUCUCGUCGUCCUCCUCUUCUUCUUCGCCCUCGUCCUUGUCUCGAACUCCCUCUUCAGAUCGGCCGCCGCGCUCAGCCCGGGGGUCGGCGGCCCGAGAGGAGGGGCUCGGCCGCUGCGCGAGCCUGGAGAGCUCGGACUGCGAGUCCCUGGACAGCAGCAAGAGUGGCUUCGGGCCAGAGGAAGACUCGGCGUACCUGGAUGGGGUGUCCCUGCCCGACUUCGAACUGCUCAGCGACCCGGAGGACGAGCACCUGUGUGCCAACCUGAUGCAGCUGCUGCAGGAGAGCCUGGCCCAGGCACGCCUGGGUUCGCGGCGGCCCGCGCGCCUGCUGAUGCCCAGCCAGCUGGUGAGCCAGGUGGGCAAGGAACUCCUACGCCUGGCCUACAGCGAGCCGUGCGGCCUGCGGGGGGCGCUGCUAGACGUCUGCGUAGAGCAGGGCAAGAGCUGCCACAGCGUGAGCCAGCUGGCCCUCGACCCCACCCUGGUGCCUACCUUCCAGCUGACCCUCGUGCUGCGCCUGGACUCACGCCUCUGGCCCAAGAUCCAGGGGCUGUUCAGCUCUGCCAACUCCUCCUUCGUCCCUGGCUUCAGCCAGUCUCUGACGCUGAGCACGGGCUUCCGAAUCAUCAAGAAGAAGCUGUACAGCUCGGAGCAACUGCUCAUUGAGGAGUGUUGAACCCAACAGAGACAAUGGAACUUUUUGGGGUGGACACCGGGCAGGCAGGAGCUGAGGGACUGCUGUUCCUGUCCUUAGAAAACUGACGACAGCCACCUGAGGGGAGGAAGGCCGAGGUGGGGGAACAUAGUGUUUCCUAGGAAGCUCAUUGAGGUGUGUGCAGGUGGCUCCCCUUUGGAGGUACUUGCCCCUUCAGUACUGUAGCAUGAAACAAAGGCUUAGAGGCCAGCCAGGCUCUGGCCGGAUGUGUAGCAUGUACCUUAUUAUUUUUAUUAUUACUGACAGUUAAGACAACAGUGGUGUAACAAGGCCAGGAGAGCAGCUGGGCUGUGCUGGCCUCUGCAAGGGGGUGUGUGCUCAUGGUAGCUGGCCUUGGUGGGAGGGGGGAAGCCAUCGAGGGUGGUUUUGUGUGUCUCAUGGUCUGAAGGGACCAAGUGUGUUUGUUCUUUGUUUUCGUAUUAUUUGUUUUUCUGAUAGGAGCUUCACUACUGACCUGUUCUAGGCAGCUGUCUUACAGACGCAUGAAUGUAAGAGUAGGAAGGGGUGGGUGUUGGGAUCACUUGGGAUCUUUGACACUUGAAGAAAAAAUAUACCUGGAGUUGCAUUCAGCCCAUCCCCCACUGUGUACUGAAGAAUUGAGCUUGGAGGUGAUGGGGCUGAGUUGGGGUGGGGGCUGGACCCUCUUCCCCAGGAGUGCCAUCUGGGUCUUCCAUCUAGAACUGUUUGUUUACAUGAAGAUACUCGCUGUUCAUGAAUACACUUGAUGUUCAAGUAUUAAGACCUAUGCAAUAUUUUUUACUUUUCUAAUAAAAAAUACAGUUUUUAAAAACA
This is a messenger RNA of Trichechus manatus latirostris (Florida manatee), 1726 nucleotides long. It is a transcript of the gene DDIT4, whose product is annotated as DNA damage inducible transcript 4. Gene Ontology annotation, cellular component: cytoplasm. The transcript is spliced from 3 exons. Gene Ontology annotation, biological process: negative regulation of TOR signaling; apoptotic process; response to hypoxia. Lineage: Eukaryota; Metazoa; Chordata; Mammalia; Sirenia; Trichechidae. Gene Ontology annotation, molecular function: 14-3-3 protein binding. Bases 197 to 895 code for a protein of 232 amino acids. The record is from RefSeq and is a predicted model, not a curated record.